This is a messenger RNA of Cyprinodon variegatus (sheepshead minnow), 3443 nucleotides long. RefSeq names its product musculin (gene msc). Gene Ontology annotation, biological process: regulation of transcription by RNA polymerase II; skeletal muscle tissue development. The record is from RefSeq and is a predicted model, not a curated record. The coding region runs from base 419 to 904 and encodes 161 amino acids. Lineage: Eukaryota; Metazoa; Chordata; Actinopteri; Cyprinodontiformes; Cyprinodontidae. Gene Ontology annotation, molecular function: RNA polymerase II transcription regulatory region sequence-specific DNA binding; DNA-binding transcription factor activity, RNA polymerase II-specific; protein dimerization activity. The transcript is spliced from 2 exons.
AUCUUAUGUAGCUUUGUUACAUCAAUCUUCAAAUAGUAACUAGGAUUACAAAUAGCCAGCCAUUAAUUCACAGUGCUUAACCAAAUUAUCCAACUGGAGAUGCCCAACUUAAGUGUCCACAAAGAGACAGAGCUGUGGUCUCAUUGGGGUCAUGGAGAAAAGGGGAGGAGAAAUGCAAAGAGGCCAAGUGUGGGACACUUAAAUUAGAGGGGUCCAGACUUCAUUUUUGGACUUUAACUCGUUGCAUUGUGUGCUUGCAGAAUCCUUUUUGGCCUUUUUGGGGCCUCCAGCUACAGGGUUACCAAAGGAUUUUUUUGAACUUAUAAGGAAGUUGGCUAUUAAAGAAAAAUCCAACAUCUUUUCUUAACUUUGACAAGAAGAAGUUCUGCUGCCCCUUUGAGGUCAAAUCUGAAGAGCCAUGUCAACAAGCUCGACACCAAGUGAUCUUGAGGAUGACGAGAUAUUUAAUGGAAGGAGCUCCACAAAAGUGAGGAAAAAUACCUGCUUCAGUUCCAGACGGUAUUCAGAGAGGGAAGAGGAUGAAGAGGAGAGGGGCAUCGAGCAGGAGCGCAGCAGGCUCUCCAAAACUCACCCAAAGGAGGCACGGCAGUCCCAGAGAAAUGCUGCAAACGCAAGGGAGAGGGCAAGGAUGAGAGUCCUAAGCAAAGCCUUCUCCAGACUGAAAACCAGCCUGCCCUGGGUUCCUGCCGACACUAAACUGUCAAAACUGGACACACUGCGUCUCGCCUCCAGCUAUAUCUGUCACCUGAGACAGAUUCUGCAGGAAGACCGGUUGGAGAACAGCUGUGCACAUCCCGUCAGUCUGACAUGGCCCUUUAUGUCGUCAGGGAGAUCAGAGGAGGACAUCUCAUCCGCUCUAAGACUUUGUGGGGCUACAGCAUAGUCCAUCCCUCUUCAUUAUGCUGCUAUCAACCAGAACCUUCAGAACUGACUCCAAAGUAAUCCUCUGGGCUUUGCCGUCAUAAUGAACUGUCUUUAUGUUAUGUUGUUAAAUAACUCAUGACAGAACAGUGAUGUUUUAUUGUUUACCUGUGUAAUAUUCAGAACUUUCAUAAGUUCUUGAGUGAUUUUUAAUUUCCAAUAUUUGGAUAUCUUUAUUAUCACUUUUAGCUGUGCACUGAUUUAGAGUAUAAUUUAAUAGCAUGGGUUUGAUUGAACACCAACUAGACUGGUUAAUGUUAAACUGAGAAAGCCUAUAGAGUGCUGGUCAAGCCGUAUUGACUAAUCAUAAUACUUUAGGAUUACAUCAAAAGGGCAUUUCCCAAAAGGGGAGGUACACUCCUGGGGGGGUUGGGGGAGUUGCAGUGUAAUUUAGGGGGAGAGUGGUAGAUAUUAACGGGAAAAAAAAAAAACAUUUUCAAAGGUAAUCUUUAAAAGAAGUAUUGUUUAGAAUAUCGAAAUUCUGCUAAACUGAAACUUAAGCAGGUACUGUAAAAUUAAAGGUGGUAGUCUUGUGAUUUUUAAUAGAGCUGAUGGUGGUUUUGGUCAGGAUGGUGAGCAUGUCAAACUACAAGCCUACCUAGUUCAUUUGGAUUUCAUCAAUCCAUUUUCUCCCACCUAGUCCUUGUCAUGGUUGCUGUGGGUCUGGUGCCUAUCUUUGGCAGUCUAUGGGCAAGAGGCGGGGCACAUCCUGGACAGGACACCCUGCAACAGACUGGUGACAAUGGACAAUGUAGAGAAGCCAAUUAACCUAAAAGUCAGGUUUUUGCAUUGUGGAAGGAAGCAGGAGUAGCAGGAGAGCACCCAUGCAUGCAUGAAGAGAAAAUGCAAACACCAAGCAGAAAGACCCUGUGCCAGGAAUUGGCCCCACAACCUUCUUGCUGCAAGGCAACAGUGCUACCCAAUGCAACACCAUCCGAGUUAAAACACUUCUUAUCCUAAGUGAAUCAAAAAUGCUAAGGUUAUCUGGUAAGAGCCAAGGAUAUGUUUGUAUGUUUGUCUCUGCUAUCAUUUGUAAUGUUUUCAAUCUAAAAAAAAAUUCCAAGUUGGGUCAUUUUUAUCUAAUUGAGCGGAUUUAUAGACCAAUAAUAUGUACAGUGGCUGAAGGGGGACCAACACCAUGUAAAUACACAAUUUCACACCAGAUUAGAAUGUCCUUCAGACUCAAAAAUAUAACCAGCAAACUCAAAGAUUAAACAAAUAAACACAAAAAUUAGACUAGUUAGCAAGACAAACCCAAAACACACCUGCAAAGAAUAUAUACUGCAAAAUGCGUCAACAUACUACAAACACAAAUCCCCUGCAUUACAUAAAUGAUGCUAACACACAGACAUACGAGAUGCAUGAAAAUGAAAAAAUGUUGCAAAUAGCAAAACGAACAGCAAGUUAAGAAAAGCAUGAAACUAGCGAUGCAUAAUGGAAGUGCUUCAGGGGAGACUAGUCAUCACCUGAUUUGGGAUUAGACCUUUUGAAAAGACAUAUACGGGAUGCUAUGGGAGGGUAAAUGUUGAAAAAUACUAAAAAGAAAACGUACCUUUCCUUCUUUUCUCCAGAUGACCUCUGGAAGGCAUCUCAUUUAUGUUUUUUUGCUAAGGAUCUGGUCCAUAGACAGUAAAUCAUAGUAAUUGCUGUGUUUUGGUUGUGAAUGGGUGAUGAUCGUCUCCCCAUAUUGAUCUGGAGAACUUUCAUUAUGAGGUGCCAGUUUGCAGUGUUUUUUAGCUUACAUUAGUUUUUGCUACCCACAGCAUUUUUACUUUGCAUGUGUUUUGUGUCAUCUGUGUUUUGGGCAGCUUUUGUGUUUGCAGCAUAUUUCCCCAGUGCUGUUCUCCAAGUUGCGUUUCUUUGUUUGUUUGUUUUUUACUUGCAGAAUUUUUGUCAGGUGUUUUGCUUGUGUUAGUCUCAUUUUUGUGUUUGCUAGUCUCAUUUUUGAGUCUCCAGGAAAUGUUGAAUUUGCAGUUAAAUCAUGUAUUUAUAUGUUUGCAGCCCUUGAUCAUCAUAAAUUUUUACUAAAUGAAAGGGAACUAAUAGUUACACAACAAAUCCAAGCUAUUGUGAAAUGAUCAACUGCUAUCACUUUAAAGAAAUGAUACAAUGUUAUGUGUCUGGACUAAGUGAUGGGUCUUUUUCUAAAUAAAUAUAUAUGCAAACAUUUCAUCAUUCUAAAAAAUGUUAUUAGCGGUAAACAGCACUUACUGUGUUAACAUUAAUUGCUGAGAGGACAUCCAGUUUCAAAGAACUUCAGAAUUCAUUUGCAUUUGUUGGUGCAAUUAGUAGCACAUUUUGACAUGCACUAAAUAGUAAAUAGCAUCAAUGAGCGUAAGUUGCAUUCUUACAAGUUUUGUUCAUUGUUGGAUUUUUCUUUGUCUGCAUUUGAUUUUUUUUCAGACUUGCAAUGAUGGGCCAACAUUACAAUUGUCCCAGGAUCACAACCUCUUUCGAAAUGAUACUAAACACCAGGCUCAGCCAUUUAUUUUCCGCUCGUU